Hevea brasiliensis (rubber tree) is the source of this 906-nucleotide messenger RNA. RefSeq lists its product as uncharacterized. NCBI's taxonomy places the organism in Eukaryota, Viridiplantae, Streptophyta, Magnoliopsida, Malpighiales, Euphorbiaceae. Gene Ontology annotation, molecular function: nucleic acid binding; zinc ion binding. The coding region runs from base 1 to 906 and encodes 301 amino acids. The transcript has a single exon. The record is from RefSeq and is a predicted model, not a curated record.
AUGACGCAUGCUCUCAUUGCCAAGAAAAAAUUGGGUUUCAUUGAUGGAUCUAUCAAAAUGCCAUCAUCCACGGAACAGCCAACCGAAUUUGAAAAAUGGAACCAAUGUAACAGCAUGAUACUCUCAUGGAUAUCUCAUUCAGUCGAACCUGAUAUAGCAUCCGGCCUCAUGAAUGCCGAGACAGCCAAACAAGUGUGGGAUGAUCUUCGGGAUCAGUUUUCUCAGAAGAAUGCUGCUGCUAUAUUCCAAAUCCAAAAAGCAAUAGCAACAAUCACUCAGGGUACAAUGUCCGUGGCAGCCUACUACAUCAAAAUCAAAGCUUUGUGGGAUGAAUUAGAGAUUCAUCGUACACCAGUGACUUGCAAUCGCACCAAUGAUCACCAGACCGAAAGAGAGGAGGAUAAAUUGAUGCAAUUUCUCAUGGGGCUCAAUGAUCCUUACAAGAUUGUGAGAUCCAACAUAUUGCUGAUGAAACCAUUACCCAACGUUCGUCAAGCAUACUCCAUGAUUAUUCAAGAAAAAACCCAGCAACAGAUUGGUCCAAGCAUCACUGAGAAUUUCUUUGUAGCAGCUGUCGUUCAGAGUCGGUCAGUCACACAAAAAGGUGCUAAAGAAAAAUUUUGUGAACACUGCAACAGGUCAGGCCAUAAUAUUGAUGAGUGUCGCAAGUUAAAAUAUCAUUGCAAAUUUUGUGACAAUAGUGGGCACACAGAAGAUCGUUGUCGACUCAAAAAGGCUAACCAAAAUGCUAGAUCCAUACAAUCUAGCAACAAUCGAACUGGGGGACGUUCAGCCAAUGCUGUUGAAACAACAAUUGGGGGAGACAAUAGUACGGAAAGCUCCGGAUUUCCAGUUAAUUUUACCAAUGAACAAUUGCAAAAAUUAGCACAGCUUUGUGAUGAUUAA